Molecule: messenger RNA, 927 nt
Organism: Sphenostylis stenocarpa
Lineage: Eukaryota; Viridiplantae; Streptophyta; Magnoliopsida; Fabales; Fabaceae
Source: the annotation of a GenBank genome assembly
AUGAAGUUAGCCACUCAUGUUGGCCAUUACAAUGCUCCAAUUGAUGAAGAAGUUAAAAUGGAAGACGGGCACAAGUUCCAGGAAGUUCAAAAGCCAAAAUAUGAUUGUCUUUUGUUUGAUCUUGAUGACACCCUUUAUCCUUAUAGUUCUGGAAUUUGUGAGCAAAUAGCAAAAAAUAUCGAAGAGUAUAUGAUUCAAAAAAUUGGGAUGGAGGCUGAUAAAGUUGCAGAAUUAAACGUUCCCUUGUACAAGACUUAUGGGACAACCAUGGCUGGUCUAAGGGCAAUUGGCUAUGUCUUUGAGUAUGAUGAGUAUCAUAGUUAUGUUCAUGGGAGAUUGCCAUAUAAUGUGCUGCUGAAACCAGACCCUGUUCUCAGAGGCCUUCUGCAAAGCUUGCCUAUUAGGAAAAUUAUAUUUACAAAUGCAGAUUCGAACCAUGCAAUUAGUGCACUUAAAAGCCUGGGAUUGGAGGACUGCUUUGAACGAAUUAUAAGCUUCGACACUCUGAAUCCCUCCAACCACACCAAUCCUUCUUAUGACAAAGAUGGUUGUGAAUCCAGACCAUCCACCGCAGAAAUUUUGGACUUCUGUGAGCGUAUGCGCAGACUUGAUUCUGCUAUGGUGCUUCCAAGGACCCCACUUGUCUGCAAACCAUUUGAUGAGGCAUUUGAAUAUGUUUUCAAUUUGGCAGACAUUGAUCCUCAAAGAACAUUGUUUUUCGAUGACAGCAUCCGCAAUUUACAGACGGCCAAACGCUUGGGCCUCCACACUGUUGCGGUGGGUACAUCGGUUCGUACAGCGGGAGUUGAUUAUGCAUUGGAGAGUAUUCAUAACAUGAGAGAGGCAUUUCCAGAGCUUUGGGAUGCUGAGGAGAAGCACGAAUUUGUGCAGUACAAGGCUGGAAUUGAAACAUCAGUGAAAGCUUAG